AUGUCGGACAAUUCAAGCAACCCUCAAGAAGAACCAGAAGACGAUACCGCACAAGAACCAGAGGAAGACAACGACGAUGAUUACUGUACCGCCUGUCUGGAUUUCUUGGUGGAGCGUAAGAACCCACCAUCGUGUACCCACGGAUACUGUAUCCGUUGUUUCUACUUGUUGAUCUCCCGAAGAGACAACUGCCUCAUCUGCAACUGCGCCGUGUAUGACAUCGACCGCGUUUUCAAGGACUUGCGGAGCCAAGUAAAUAUUGAAGCUAAUAAGACACCAUAUAAUCGUAAUGGCGGGCAAUAA
Messenger RNA from Caenorhabditis remanei, 303 nucleotides. RefSeq lists its product as uncharacterized. Bases 1 to 303 code for a protein of 100 amino acids. The transcript is spliced from 2 exons. Lineage: Eukaryota; Metazoa; Nematoda; Chromadorea; Rhabditida; Rhabditidae. The record is from RefSeq and is a predicted model, not a curated record.